AUGUGGUGUUGCAAGCGUGUGAAGGCCUCAAAAUCGUCUUCGCGUUCGUUGAAAAAGCCAGGUUCGGCGACAAGCUACACCAGCGACAUCUCCAGUUCGAGCUCGUCAAAGGCGCUGAGUGGAAGGGCCGAGAAGAAGCGGACGAAGAAGGGCAAAAGAGAGUUGAGGAAGAGCAAGAAGAGCGUGUCCAAGACGAGCAAGUCAAAGACGAGCAAUGACGGAAAAGGCGGUUUGAAGAAGCCUCCGCGCAAGAAGAAGGGAUUCGUAAGUUUUUUGAUUGUUUUGUUAUAAUUUUAGGUAUCAAAAACAACUGUUUUUGAGGGUUUUCAGGCCUAACUUGCAGUCAACGUCUGAAAAGUUUAAAUUUUUAUAACUAAACCUUUCACAGUUGAAGUUAUACCUAAAUCUCUUGAAUUUAAUUUACACCUCGAAUUACUCGAACUUACCUAAAAUCUUUUCAGUUUUCAUGUUGUGCAAAAGAGAAAAAGCCACGGAUUCCGCCAGCAUCUCCACGCAAGUACGCUUCACUCCGAAGGCCAUUGACAGUGAACAAGCGUUCCGCCCCGUCGACCAGUAGCACCAAGUCUACUUCAAAUUCCAGCAAAGCAGAAGAGCACAAAAAGACUACGGCAGAGAUGGAGACACCGGACGAAAAGUCGCUCAAGAGCAGAAGAGUAGGUUUUUGAGGGUAUUUUAGGUAUAAGAAGGUUGGAAAUGUUUUAAAAAAUUGUUUUUUGGUCACGAAAUUUGUGCAAAAUGAUCUUUUUGGCUUAAACGUUACAAAAAACGGUUUGAUCAAUAAAUUUUAUUAAAAAAUGUAGUUUUGGUAUGAUAAUUUAUUUUAAAUUUUAAUGAUUUGUAAAGGCUUUGUUUUAAAAUUCUUAAAAUUUAGCCUGACAAGAAGAAGAAGACUGUCAAACCAAAAGUAAAACAUUGUGAUGACAGCGACAGUUCGGGCUCAAUAAAAGAACGCGGUGAUGCCGUCGAUGUCAAGAAGAUACCAAGAAAGAAGCAUGAAUAUGGCAAACAUGGAGCUGGUUGGUUUUUUUUGUAAAAUACGUUAUCGUAAUCUAUUUGGUUUUAAUGUAUAAAACUAGAAUUAUUUCUUAUUUGUGGUAAUAUAUGUUGUUGCCUAUUCUUUUAAUUAUAAUUUUCAGGUGACAAAGUAUCCGAUUACACAAGCAGCAAAGACCAAAAGGGAAAAGAAGGCAAAACAAAGAAAAAAGAGACCAAAAAAGAUGACGAGACUGAUUCCAAGUCUAGUUCGGUAAGAAAAAUAUUGUUUUAGACCAGUUCGGCAAAAAAUAUUGGUUUUGGUAUUUGUUUUAAAGUUGAGGCACCUUUAAAGGAAUUGAUGAGUUGAUAUUAAAGUUUUCGGUUUGUAAUUUAAAAAUUUUGAUUUUUAGAAAACCGACAGCCCACAAAAGAAAAAGAAGGAGAAGAUUGAGAGAAAGAAGAAGAAAAAGGACGUGAAAACGCCAAGUGACGACACACGAAGUCCAAAACAGGUGGUAAGAUGCUAUUUUUAAGAAUCUUUCUAGCAUUUUAGGCCAUUGUAUGCAACAAUAAGGGGUCAGAAAGGGUCUGUAAGAUUUCAUUAAGAGUAAUGGACUUCUAUCUCAAUUGUAUUUCAUAUUUAAAAACGAUUAAAUAAAGUAUUAUAAAAUGUCAAAGUUUACAGCUAGUUUUGUAAAAUUGUAACUUUUUUAGACCGAUGAUUCAACCGACGUGAAGUCAGAGCCCAAAGUCAAGGAAAAGAAGAGAGAUGACAGUUCAGACACUACGUCUUCUCAAACUUCAUUGGCGGUAAAUAAUUUUUUUGUGAAAUUUAGGGAUAUCAAUUGAAACUGGCCUUAAAAAUAUUUAAGUCAUCCUGAUCUGGGCAAAAAUCAUGGGGGUAGAAUUUAGUCCUAGUCAGGGCUGGGCGUGAGGGGGGGAAGUACCCCCCCCCCUAGAAAAAAAAUUUUUUAAAAAAAAGUUUAACGUGGCAGCUAUUUUGUGCCAAUUUUUUGGACCCCCGCCCCCAGACCAAAAGUCCCCGCCCGGCCCUGGUCCUAGUGUUUUUGGAUUAAGUUGAGGGUUACUUCACGUAGAGUUUAAAAAUACAUUUUUUAGUUGAUGUCAAUUUGAAUUUAUGUUAAGUUUGAAUAUUAUUUUUUCAGAAAGAAAGCUCAGAAGUCGAAAUGCCAAAAGCAAAGAAAGGCCAAAAGGAAAGAGGAAAGAGAAGAGCAGAAAAGAAGGAUGAAGAGUUCAAACGACAUGAUCCUCUCGUAAGUAAUGGUACUUUUUCAAGAUUGCUUCUGUAAAAAGUUCUGAUCUUCAAAAACUACAUGUUUGUUAUCUAAAUUUCAAUUUUUUUGGAUUUUCAAUGAAUUUUUUUAAAAGAAAAAUGGCGUUUUAAUUAAUUUUUUUUAAAUAUUAUUAUUAACCGCUCAAUUUCAGCCCUCCCCCAAGAGCAACAAGCCCACAGCCUGGAAUGAAGAAGCACUUUUGGGUCCGGAAGGCCUGAAAGCCGCCCAAGACAGAGCUGCUUACAUGAUGGACAAGGUGGAGAGAUUGAUGUUCGAGUUCUCUUCCUCAUGCCGCAACGAUUACAUGUCUCUGGUCCAAGAAAUCUACAUUACCGCAUACCACAUACGCCAAUGGCUAGCCGAAGCAAACAGGGAUGAUUUGCAAGAUGAAAUUGUCGAAGCGACGAUUGUCAUGGAAACGGCACGUCAAUUCCAUCACCUAUUGCGAGCUUACCACUGCGAGCUAAUUGAGGAAGGAUCGUCGGAGUGA
Bursaphelenchus okinawaensis is the source of this 2781-nucleotide messenger RNA. Lineage: Eukaryota; Metazoa; Nematoda; Chromadorea; Rhabditida; Aphelenchoididae. The record is from the annotation of a GenBank genome assembly.